Molecule: messenger RNA, 222 nt
Organism: Stylonychia lemnae
Lineage: Eukaryota; Ciliophora; Spirotrichea; Sporadotrichida; Oxytrichidae
Source: the annotation of a GenBank genome assembly
AUGAAAAGAGAUAUGCAGAGAGCGGCUACCCUCUAUUAGAUAAUAUAACUUAUGAAAGAAUCACUCAAAUAAAAUAAUAAAUAGAGUCUCAACUUCCAAUAUCUAAAGAUCAUCAUCCCAGUUUUGUUCUCACUGAUAAUAGAGAUAAGGAAUUUGGCUAUGUAAAUCCACAAAAUCGUAAUGAAUUCAGACAAUAUGAUCAAGAUGGGAAUAGAUAUUUGA